Messenger RNA from Botrytis deweyae, 201 nucleotides. RefSeq lists its product as uncharacterized. The coding region runs from base 1 to 201 and encodes 66 amino acids. Lineage: Eukaryota; Fungi; Ascomycota; Leotiomycetes; Helotiales; Sclerotiniaceae. The transcript has 2 exons. The record is from RefSeq and is a predicted model, not a curated record.
AUGGCCUUGCUUGCUGGUAAUACUUUCUUGGAAGAAUCUACUUGGGUACCUACGACACUUCCAACUAUCAUUGAUUUUGAAGCAAAUUUAGGCUAUUCUCCUAAUUGCUACUAUUUGUCCCAAUCAUCUUUGGAUAGGAAACCCCUCACCCAAGUAUAUCUUGCAUUCCCAGCUAUUGCAAAGCGGCAGCAUAUGCCGUAA